Urocitellus parryii (Arctic ground squirrel) is the source of this 692-nucleotide messenger RNA. Its product is annotated as deoxyuridine 5'-triphosphate nucleotidohydrolase, mitochondrial. Gene Ontology annotation, molecular function: magnesium ion binding; dUTP diphosphatase activity. The record is from RefSeq and is a predicted model, not a curated record. Gene Ontology annotation, biological process: dUMP biosynthetic process; dUTP catabolic process. Lineage: Eukaryota; Metazoa; Chordata; Mammalia; Rodentia; Sciuridae.
GAUGGCGGCUUGCGGCUCCGCUUUGUUCGACUAUCGGAGCACGCCACGGCCCCGACCCGGGGGUCCGCGCGGGCCGCAGGCUAUGACCUGUACAGUGCCUAUGAUUAUAUAGUACCACCUAUGGAGAAAGCCCUUGUGAAAACAGACAUUCAGAUAGCUCUUCCUUCUGGGUGCUAUGGAAGAAUAGCUCCACGUUCUGGCCUGGCUGCAAAAUACUUCAUAGAUGUAGGAGCUGGUGUCAUAGAUGAAGAUUAUAGAGGAAAUAUUGGUGUUGUGUUAUUUAAUUUUGGCAAAGAGAAGUUUGAAGUAAAAAAAGGUGAUCGAAUAGCACAGCUCAUUUGUGAACGGAUUUUUUAUCCAGAUAUAGAAGAAGUUCAAGUGUUGAAUGACACUGAAAGGGAUUCAGGAGGUUUUGGUUCUACUGGAAAGAAUUAAAAUAUAGGUCAAAUAUAGAAAAAUGUUACUUUCUCUUAAAAAUAAAACUUUCUGCUUAAAGUGUUAGUAUUUUGCACGACUGAAAAGCUAGCUUUAGCUUCUGAAAGUUUAUUUUCUUACAAUAAAGGAAAGAGUUUCUUUGUUAGUAUCACAUAGAAACUUUCUUGUAUUUUUUUCAGUUUAUGGUUGUAUGUAAAUCUGUGGUAAUCUAAUGCAAAAUUUUUAAAAUCAAAUGUACAUUAAUUUCAAAUUUUAAA